AUGGCCGCCGGCGACUUCCAGUCGGGCUUUCAAUCCGACGCUGAUGAGGACUUUCCCCCAGCCACAAGCCUGCAUUCCUCCUACUCACGACAAUACCAGGCCUCUCGCCCGCUGAUUGAAUCUGCCCGGAAUGGAUGGCAGUCACAAGCUCGAACUAGUCAUCGACAUUCUAGUUCACCUUCGGGCGACACAGAGCUUCCAAAAUGGACGCAGAUGAUACAGUCAAUAGUAUCCGCGCCGCGAUUCCGGCGUUAUGCGUUGAUAUACCUCGCAUUCAUCAUCUUCGGAUGGCUAGGAUGGCGAAUCGUACUCUCGCCUCGCCUGCAGGAGAGGAAUUCUUUAUUGAACUCCCUUGACCCGAACUCAAGAACGGGCUCGGUUGGACGUUUUGGAGCGAAUUCGAUGCCUCAAUUCAACGAUCUGAUUCAGAUUCAAAAACUGAACCCGGACCUGGUACCUACUGAUCUGGAGGGUGCUGAUGCAGAGUCAAAUCAUAAGAGACGACUGGUCAUUGUGGGUGAUGUUCAUGGCUGUAAAGAAGAGUUAGAGCAACUUCUUGAGAAGGUGAAAUUCAACCACAAGGGUGGCGAUCAUUUAAUCUUCGUCGGCGAUAUGAUCAACAAGGGACCAGACAGCAUAGGAGUCGUGGAUCUCGCUCGGCAGUAUUCAGCCUCCAGUGUGCGCGGCAACCAUGAGGACAGGAUCCUCCUUCAUCGACGUGAGAUGGUCAGAACCAAGAGUCUUACCGAUUCAGAUGAUACGAAAGCUUCCCACCAUUCAUCCCGAGAACUGAGUGAGCGUGCGCUUGCGCGGUCCUUGAGUGACGAACAAGUACAAUGGCUUGAGAACUGCCCAGUGAUAUUGGAUGUUGGCCAAAUACCAAACAUGGGUCAAGUGGUUGUCGUUCAUGCAGGCCUGGUCCCUGAGAUUGCACUUGAAAAGCAGGAUCCAGUCAGCGUCAUGACCAUGAGAACAAUGGACCUUGAUACGCAUGUGCCUAGCUCGAAAAAGAAGGGAACAAACUGGGCAAAGAUGUUUGACAAACACCAAUCAGUACUGUACUCGGCGCUCGAAUCGACGAGCGAUAACCCACGUGCAAAAACAAUGACAGUCGUCUAUGGGCAUGACGCACAUUCCUCUCUCUCUAUCCGGACGUUCACCAAAGGCCUGGAUUCUGGCUGCGUGAAGGGUGGGAAAUUGACGGCUCUGGUCAUUGAAGAUGGCGGGAAACAGAAUAUUGUUCAAGUUUCUUGUCGUGGCUAUACCAAGGACUAG
Penicillium olsonii is the source of this 1275-nucleotide messenger RNA. The record is from the annotation of a GenBank genome assembly. Lineage: Eukaryota; Fungi; Ascomycota; Eurotiomycetes; Eurotiales; Aspergillaceae.